GGCACCGCAAACCUGGUGGGAAAGCGGAAGUAAGAUUGAUAUCAACAACCUGAGUUACAACUCAGGCAAAACUUUAGUGUAGUUAAAACUGCUACACCUUAUAAAGUUAUUAUAUCGGAUACAAAUGACGUAACAACAUCUGGUAUGUAAUGGAGGAAGCGUUUCACUGCCCGCCGUGGAAGUGGUUUGUGUUUGUGCCCAAACUCGGUGGCUAAUGUAGCCAUCUGGAGCAGCUAAGUUAGCUAACUUUCUGUCAGCUGACCAGAGUGGAUUUAUCUCGACAGCCUCAGUAAGCCAACAGUAGUGUAAUAUGCGCAGACACAGCUCCGUGCUUCGUUUUACCAAGGUUGCGGGUGUAUCUGGGUUGUCUGCUCGCUGUGGUUGCUAGUGUUUGUGCGGCGCUGAUAAUAGAGCCCCGGUGGCAAUGCUCCUGCAGCUGCUCCCACCUGUCAACUAGCUGGCUCCUCUCCUCCUGCCUCCCGUCAGCCCAAUGGCUCACUGCGGCUCCUCCGAACCCAGCGCGAAGGUACAGGCGCCUCGUCCGGACAGCAUCAUGUCGCCGCAGGGUAGCGUAGACCAGAGCAUGAAGCCGGUACUGUUCGAGAUCUUCGGCGAGUUAUGGACCGUCCAGUCGCGGCUCGGCCAGGGAGUCUCGGCCUCGGUGUACCGGGUCAGCUCAGGCAGAGCCAGCACCGCCGCUGUCAAGGAGUUUCAGGCCGACACUCAGGGAGGAGACUACGGGUAUCACAAGGAGAGGUCCGUGCUGGAAGACAUCCAGGGCCAUAAAAACAUCGUGACACUGUAUGGGGUGUUCACCAACCACAGCUGUGUGGGUGUUGCCACCCGCUGUCUUCUGCUGGAGCUCCUGGAUGUCAGUGUGUCCGAGCUGUUGGUGAGAGGCACCAGUGGCACCCAGGGUGGUAGACCCCAGCAGGGCCACUCCAUGUGGCUUGUCCAGCACUGUGCCAGAGACAUCCUGGAGGCUCUUGCCUUCCUUCACAGGGAGGGCUACGUCCACGCCGACCUCAAGCCACGCAAUAUCCUCUGGAGCGCUGACGACGAGUGCUUCAAGCUCAUCGACUUCGGCCUCAGCUUCAAAGAGGGAAACCAGGAUGUCAAGUACAUCCAGACCGACGGGUAUCGCGCUCCCGAGGCUGAGCUUCAGAAUAGCCUCGCUCAGGCCGGGGUGGAGAUGGACGGGGACUCGGGCUGCACGGCUGCCGUUGACAUGUGGAGCCUGGGCAUCAUCCUUCUGGAGAUGUUCUCAGGAAUCAAACUCAAAGACACCGUCCGCUCGCAGGAGUGGAAGGAUAACAGUGCUGCCAUUGUAGACCACAUUUUUGCCAGCAACAGUCUGGUGUGCCCUGCCAUCCCUGUCUAUCACCUCAGAGACCUUAUCAAAAGCAUGCUUCUCAACGACGCAAAGCAAAGAUGCACAGCUGAAACUGCCCUGCUGAGUCCAUUCUUCAGUAUUCCCUUCGCUCCUCACAUUGAGGACCUGGUUCUGCUGCCCUCUCCUGUCCUGCGUCUGCUCAACCUGAUUGAUGACAGCCAUCUGCACAAUGAAGAAGAGUAUGAAGACAUCCUGGAGGACAUGAAAGAGGAGUGCCAGAAGUACGGCUCAGUGGUUUCUCUGCUCAUCCCCAAGGAGAACCCAGGGAAAGGACAGGUGUUUGUAGAGUAUGCCAACUCCAGCGACUCCAAAGAGGCUCAGAGGCUGCUGACGGGCCGCACCUUUGAUGGGAAGUUUGUUGUGGCCACCUUCUAUCCUCUCAGCGCCUAUAAAAGAGGUUACUUGUACCAGACGGUGCAGUGAAGUCCUAAAGCUCAAUUUACAUCUCUGCACUGUUUGCAUGAAUAAAACACAACUGCAUAGGGCACCACAAGGGGAGAGAGUGUUUUCUCCCUAUAAAUAUAACCACAGCCAACACAGAGUCAAGAGUGGUUGCCCUGCAGCUCAAAUGAUUCAGUUAUUAAUGUUCUGCAUGUGAUCAUGUGGUUUCCUACAGUAAAUUCUGUGUUUCAUGCAGAGUGUAAAUUGAACCCAACACUAAACUUCUGCUUCCUCCAGCCUGUGUACACUACUCUUACCAGUGCACAUCCAUGUAGUGCUUCAAGGUGACCUGCAUCCAUUCAUUUAAUGACUCAGGCUGAUAGUCUGUGGUCUGGGUACAGCAGCUCCUCUUCUGGUUUCCAAAUUUACUCUCAUUCAUUCAAUAGAAAUUAGCCACACUAAAAGAAUGUGUAAUCAAGACUAGAAAAUUCCUCUCUGAUGAGGGUUGCUCGAGCAAAAGCCCUCAUCAGAUGAUCUGAGAAUCUGUGCUCUAUGUUACUAAGUAGUUCUACAUAUCUAAGUUUUAUCUCUCUUGAUAAAUUAUCAGUGAAACACUUAAUCUCGACAGUUGAGUCUGGGAUGUGAUUAGAAACAUGUAGCAGGAGAACACUGAUAUUAUGUCUCAAACUUCAAAUCCUGAUGACAAACAAAAUCCCUCUCAACUGAAGAUUUCCUGUAGUGAAAUGAGUGUCUUAUCCUGUUGUUAAAUAAGGAAUGAUAGUAAUUAUGUUUGUUAUGCUGAACAUUUAAUGAGAGGAAACAGCGUGGUACUAGGAUAUACAGGUAUACUCUGCUUGGUUUCAGGGAGGAUUGGUUUGGAGUGAGCCAUCUACCAGCUCACUCUCUAUUAUCUGAGCAAGCCAAGGGCUCCCAGCGCCCUGUCCUGUAGCCUUAUGCUUUGUAGCUUUUUUAAUUUACACAAGUCUACGUACUCAGAGAAUAUAUUUUAUCAUUAGUUGACUAUGCUCCUGUAUAUGAGGACAUACAGUAAGUUUUGUGUUUUGACUGAAAGGGCACAUGAACAAAUCUUUUGGAGCACAUGCUGAAAAACCGACUGACGUAUGAGUGAAAUGCUGGUGAGGAGUGGUUUAAAGCCACUGUGUAGCUUCUUUCCAAUUUUUCUAAUGGCGUAGGUUGUUUGUAGACAAUCCUGGUGGAAACUGGUGCGGUGUAUGUUUUGCUUUCACUAAAGUUGGACAUUUUCCAACACAUAGUGGCUUUAAAGAAUGUGCAGUACUGAUGGCUACUGUACUAACUAGACAGAUGAAGUGUAAUGCUAUACAACCUUCUAGUGCUUUAACUGAUACUUUCAGUACUACUGAGCAUGAGCCAGUGGAUUCAUUGGUAGACGGCAACAUCACAGAGGCAUCAGACAUUGUUUCUGUCAGUUUCAAGAAAUGUUGCGAGUUGUAUGACAAUGUAGUGAGUUUUAUAGAUCAAUAAUGUGGACAGAAGUGUCAAAAAAAGUGCAGUUUUUAUAAGAAGACUUCUUGAAACCAACAAAAUGAUGUCCAGGAAGAAGCGUGAUAAUGUUGGGUUGCAGCAACAAGGGGUCAACAAGCGUGGUAUUGCUGCAGUGGAAUGUACCUUUUGUUGGAGAACCAGAUUCUUUUGUUCUCUGGGUUUUUAUUCUCUUGCUUCCACUUGAUAACAGUGGAUAUGUAGUACCCAUCAAGCCCACUCUGUCACACUGAAACAUUAGGCGAUUUCUACCCAAGUGCCCUAUGACAUUCAAGCUAGCUAACUAACCAAAAUGCUGCUAUAACAACAGGUUGUGCUACACCUGCAUGCGCCCAUUACUUACGUAGCCCAAGCCGUCGCAGAUGCCUUAGAGAAUAAUUCCCUUCUAGCAGAUGUAGUUCCACCCAGUAACAGAGCCAGACUGUUAGAGACAAUAAAAUGGAGUAGUGAUCUGUUUUAGUUUCUUCAUAAAGUGGCAAAACACCGCGGUGUGACAGUGCUGGCAUCAGCUACAGUAAAUGCUAAACUCACAGUAUUUGCUAAACUCACAGUAUUUGCUAAAUGCCGAAGCUCUUUCUUCUCUAAUAGUUCCAUAGUCUUGUUUUAAAGUCUGGUGUGUGACGAGCCGCAGCUUGUUCACUCAUGUUCUAGAGCACAAACAUAGAGUCUAGCUCCAUCUUGGAUAAUGUGAUUAAAGUAUGUGAAAGAAACUAGAUAUUCAUAUAGAAUAAGAGAAUAUUUGAAGCUUACAGAUGCAUAAAUCUUCCUCUCUCUGAGACCUAUUUUUAUUGAAUGUGUUACUCCUUCCUCUAUAAGAGAACACGUUGAAAUUCUGCAACUAAAAAUGUAAAAACCUAGAGUCGGAGGACAAGUUGCAAUUUUGUCUUAUCAAAAAUACUACUAAAAAAGUCAUAUUUUUCUACAAACCUUAUGUGUGCCUGAAAUGUGAAUUCCAAAGUUUCCACUUGAAGGCAUCACUGGCCUAAAAGAAUCUCAAUUUGAAACUUGAAUUGGACUCCAACCACUUGACUACACAGCACUUUUUGAAUUAGCAAUCUGUGGUACGCAAGUGUGAUGGUCAGUGUUGUUAGUUACAUGUAACAUUUUCCUCAUUUAUCCUGUGGUUUCUCAAAGACCUGGUGCAAAAAAAAUGUCUUUGAUAAAGUCGAGAUAUUAUUUUAAGGCAUUUGAAGUUUGAUUUUCACUCCAUGGUUUGUUUUCGAUAAUGCGUGACAAGUGAGUGUGAGUGUAAGCAGUGCUCUUUACUUGGUAUUGAAAUACUGUGCGAGCGUAGAAUUGAAAAAUUUGAGCUUCUGUAUUAGUGAGUGUGCGUAUAAUCAUAAGCAACAAAGGUCCCCAGCGGAAACUCAACCGGGGGCCGUUGUAGUUAAGUAUGUGUCUUAACCACUUGGUCACCAGGUCAUAUUUGCUGAAACUUUAACUAUAUGCUGACAGUAGUACAUGAGACAGAUAAUCUGUAUAGUUUCAGCAAAUAUGACCGAAUGACACUUUUGUAAUAUUUAAUAUUGAGGGUUUUUAUCCUCACACAUACAUUCAUCACAUGGUCUUCCACACCUAAACUGAAACUUCAUUUCCAAAUCUCUGUCCUGCCUUGUCCCUUAAGUUUUAAAUUUGCAGGAGCUGUGAUAGCAGCAGGUGAUAAAACAGAGAAGCACAAAGGCAAAGUUAAGAGUAGAUACCAGGCCAAACCAAAUAUGACCUUUAUGUCACCCUACCGACUGACCAUCCACUGAAUCGUCUAUUAAAGCCACACUGCCAUUGUUAAAUGCACUGCUACAUGAUCAGUUUAUAAAUGCUACAUUUAUUGGUUCUUCCGUCAUCUUGUAUCACGUACUGGAGGCCGGUACUGAUUCUGAAGUGUUGGGUGUGCAUUAAUGUUAGCAUUAGGUUAUUGGUUGAAGUUAUGGUUUCUAGUGUUUGUAGUUUACAUAGAAAAGGGCAAAGCAGGUUUCUAUUGAUGGCUGCACCUUAGAAGUAUAAUGUAACUGUCCUGCCUUUAUGGAUGAAUAAGAAUAACUAAUUGAUCCAGCGUUUGAUUUAGAGCCCCACUGAUAUGGGACUUUUCAGACCAAUACCAACUUUAUAGGCCAAACAUUCAGCGAUUACCAAUAUGCUUUAGUACAUUUCUGAGCUGGAAUGAAAAAUAGUGCAAAUAAAUUAUGCACCAAUUUGUUUAUAAAAUUAUUCUAUGGGGCUUUUGUAUUGUUUUUUGUUUUGUUUUUUGCCUUUAUUGGGUAGAGACAGCGAAGAGGCAGACAGGAAACAGGGGAGAGAGAGAGCGAGAGAGGUAUAACAUGCAACAGGCAUGCGCUGUAACCAUUCAGCUACCAAGGGGCUCCGAUUGUGGACCAUAGGACUCUGCCAAAGUACGCAGGAGGCUGCUUUCUUAAACAAACGUAUUUAAGUUAGAUAUUCUGAAACGUUAACAUCUACAUUGUCAACCGAUUCUAGUCAACACUGCUUAGAGCUGUUUUUCUCUCUCACUCUGCAGUGACACCAAUUUAUUACCACAGGAACCUUUUUAUGCAUUAUAUACUAGGGUGAAAAAGCGUACUUUGAUGUCAAAAACCAUUGGCCACAAAGCACACGGGCCGUAAACAUACCGAUAUUUCUGCUACAGGCUAAUAUCGGUCGGGCUCUAGUUUGACGAUAUCUGUAGUACAGAUUACAUAAACAUUAAUAGUCUAAGAAAUAACCUGCAUCCACAGAGCUCUGAGCGUCUAUAGUGGAAAUCUAAAUAUUUAGCAGUGUUUAAAUAUUAGACUCAAAUAUUUAUUGAGGCUACUGUUGACCUGAAUUAUAUAAUAUCAGGUGGUUUGCUGCAUGCUGAUCCUGUUUUUGAGUAGGAGCUCAUUUUAGUUGUAAUCCAUCUUGAGCUCUAGGAUAAGCAUAAUUUUUUUGUUUGUUUACACAGUGAUUUCACUUUUAUAUUAUUAUCUUUUGCUUAGAUAGUUUUUCUCUCUCUGUGCAGAGGGCAUGAUGUUUUUGUUCCAAUUUAAAGCCGCAAUAGGUAACUUUUUAUAAUAAAAAAUAAAAGUAGAAAGGAAAGAUUGCGUUAGUCUCUUGAAGAUGGUUGAUUGUUGAGUCUUAUUCCAGGCGUCUAUAUUUGACAACCUGGGAAUGAGCCUCAACAAUCAACUAUCUUUCUUGGCUCUGAUUGGUUGUUGGAUUCUUACCAUUAGGAGCACUUGGAGGAGCCAGAGGAACCGGAUUUUUUCACAGAUUAUCUGUCUCAUGUACUACUGACAAACGUUACUUUUAUAAAAGUUACCUACUGCAGCUUUAAGUGUGUGCUAUGCAGGUUAAAAAGACUCCUGCCACCUGUGUGAAGCAGUGUACGCACAAAAGUAAAAUCCUGGUACACUGUCUUCAUUUCACACUGUUAAUAUAACACCCUACUAAUGUGAUGUGUGCUAAUGUGUGUACGUACUUAAUGCUCACUGCCAGAGUUAAUCAUUAAGGGACGUAAUCCAGUUUGACGUGAAUUGAGCACUUCAGUCAAGCAGCAUCAUGGGACAUAAGAUUCCAGUGUCUCAUUAUGAUCUGACAUGGACAUCAUUUUCUACCAAUCAGCGACAAUAUGCAAACUGAGGCCAACAUCUCUUUUUAUUAUCAGUUUAAUCAGUUCAUUACUUUAUUUUUUAGAUUAUUGUGUUUGUUGUGGACUGUAGUACUGUUGCUGAGCACAGUGCUGGUCAGCAGGGACAGAGAGGGGACAGGGUGGAGAGCAGAAUCAGAUGCCUCUAAGAGCUCUGUCUGUUGGGGGAUACUGAGCCCAAAGUGAUUUUCUUCCGGUUAUUACUUCAUAUUGCGGAGCUGAGAAUGAGUUGAAGCUGUCUUGCCACAACCUCCACUAGCUUCCAGUUAAACAGAGGACAGACAGAGGCCUCUGUCCUGUAGGGAUUCAGUGGGGAUGCAUGAAGUUCCUUGCUCCUUUUGCCUUCAUGCUUGGCUCCAAUUUCUUCCCGCCUGGCCUCAGUGUCCUCCAUUCCUGUCUUUAUGUCUGUCUUCAAACAAGCAUCUUUAGUACUUACUCUUCCGGCUUUUAAAGCUGUAUUAGGUCAGAUUUGAAUCCGUCUUCCCAUCUGUUUGAAUUAUUCUGUUAUUGUGUGUGGACAUUAAAGGGAACCUGUGCUCGCAGAAAAUAACAGCAACAUCCAAACAGUCUUCUGCACAUGCAGCAAAAUGUAGUUGAGUUUGGGUUUUCUUGACUCUGCAUUACAUGAUUUAUGGGUGUUUAAGUCUCAGCAACACUUACUUCUCACUGCCAUCUGGUUCUGCCAAUGAGCUAAAGCAGCAUAAGUUGGUUUAUGUCCCAUUUUCUGUCAUCUAAGAUGUCAUUUUUCCUUCUUCUUCCUGUCUUUGCUGCUCAGAGUGGUUCCUUUGUGCACUGACAGAGAUUCAGGGCUGUGCUUUACUUUCAUGGCACCUGACCUCUAGGCCUGACUUUGAUAAGCUCUCAGCACAUUUGCAUUAGUGUGUGUCUAGAUCAUCUGGACAAGGUGUGUGUGCGCUCAUGUAGAGGAUGAAGUAGCGGUAACAAAUUAUUACCAUAUUUGGAGGCAGGGUUUAUAAGUUGCAAGAGCUGUCUACCUGUGUGCAUGGUAUGCCUGUGUGAGACAGUUAUAUGUAACAUUGUGUGUCAGAGAUUUUGUGGGUGUUUGUGUGUGGUGUUAUUGCUAAAGCACUAUAUGCCUGUUUGCUUGCAAAGGGCAAUUUUAAGGACAGUGUGAGUGCUGCCAGCCUUUUUUACUGUGAUGUCUAUAGUAUCCAUUCCUAUUAACAAAGCACACAUUAUUUAAGGCUAGUGUUGAAAUUCUGUACAGCACAGAAGUUAAAAGGUGAAGUGCAGUGUUGUCCAGAAAAGAUCAAAUAUAGAGAAAAUGAAUCACGUGCUUCAUUCUGCUCAACAGAGCCUGACAAACCUCUGAAUGAAAAACCUCACAGACUGAGGAUGGAAUUAGUCAAGUGAAGGUAACUAAGAACAAUCACACUACAGCAAUCUCUAUGUUUACAUGCGCAAAAUAGUCCGUUUUUUGCCUUUAUACUGAAAGACAAUAUUCCUACUAAUCUGUUUACUUGACUAAUGAAAAUGAGACAUUCUGAUGUAUGCUGUGCGUACUCAAGUUAACGUAACUGUUAAUGACGUACUCUACGACCUACAGAGGAAUUUCCCGUCUUUUCCUUCCUUUUCUAUACUUGUACUUUGCUGCCAACAGAUUUUUGUUUUGAAAUAAGAAAACCAAGAUCAGAAAAUGAGCCAUUUGCUAACAUAAAUCUAUAAAAACAGAAAACUAAAAAUCUACUCAAAAU
Molecule: messenger RNA, 8629 nt
Organism: Morone saxatilis (striped sea-bass)
Lineage: Eukaryota; Metazoa; Chordata; Actinopteri; Moronidae
Gene: uhmk1
Product: U2AF homology motif (UHM) kinase 1
Exons: 9
Coding region: 491-1816 (441 amino acids)
Biological process (GO): positive regulation of translational initiation; peptidyl-serine phosphorylation; regulation of protein export from nucleus
Cellular component (GO): neuronal ribonucleoprotein granule; nucleus
Molecular function (GO): ribonucleoprotein complex binding; protein serine/threonine kinase activity; RNA binding
Source: RefSeq, a predicted model, not a curated record